AUGAUCGAUGUUGUCCUACGCGUCCUCGGCUCGGCAGGAGAUUGCGACGAUACCGAGUUCAUCCAUCACAGCGGCCUGCUCUAUAUUAGUCGCUUUGUUCCCAAGCAGGAUCUCAACACACUCUUCCGCCGCCGCUUAGACUCGGAUGAGCCUCUGGCCCUCGAGCGCUUGGACAAGGCUGGAGCUGCAAGGCUGGCAAUUGGCCAGACUGGAGUGACCGACACCCUCUACUUCCAGCAGAUAGACCCACUGGGCCCAGAACCCCCGGCUGGAUACGUCGACAUCUCGUUACGCUCUGUCAGUCUCAACGCGAAGGACAUGUACACCAUGACUGGCCGUGUGGAGACCCACGAAGCUACUACAGCAUUGGAUAUUGGCGGCGUUGUAGUAGCAGUGGGUCGGGACAUCAAGCAUUUGCGACCUGGCGAUCGCGUCGCAUCUUUUGCUCCCAACCAUUUCCGCACUGCAGAACGGGUUCCUGUUGGUGUCGUGAACCUUUUACGGCCUGAAGAGAGCAUGACUGAGGUACCGGCUCUACUGUGUGUCCACGGCACCGCCCUCCACGCCUUGCGAAACUGUGCACGACUGCGCGCUGGCGAGUCGGUGUUGAUCCACGCUGGAGCUGGAGGCUUUGGACUCGCAGCAAUUGCACUGGCUCGCCGGGUGGGAGCAGAGAUCUACACCACCGUCAGCUCCCAGACCAAGAGGAACCACCUGGUUCAGGAGCUUGGGUUCCCAGCAGCAAAUAUCUUCCACUCGCGCAGCGCAUCUUUUGCGGCCGAUGUUCUCAACGCCACCAACGGACGGGGUGUCGAUGUGAUUGUCAAUUCACUGGUAGGCGACCUGCUGCACGCGAGCUGGGGCAGCCUUGCUCCGUUUGGGCGUUUUGUAGAGAUUGGAAAGCGAGACCUGGUUGAUGCAGGAAGGCUGGACAUGAGCCAAUUUGCCAAAAACGCCCAGUUUAUUAAUUUCGAUCUAUCGGAGCUCUUCUUCGCAGACGACAAGUACUACCGCCACUUGCUCAACAGUAUCAUGGCCGAGGUUCUCGACGACUACCGCGCCGGACUAAUCGAUCCUGGCCCGGCCAAGGCGUUUGACGUGUCCGAGAUAGCUCAAGCAUACCGCUACUUUACCUCAAAGGACCGCAUGGGGAAGACGACCUUUAGCCCAGACAAGAUCUACCUCUUGGUUGGAUGCCUUGGUGGGCGUGGACGAAGUUUGAGCCGAUGGAUGAUGGCCCGUGGUGCUCGACGAUUUGUUUUCUUGGGCCGAUCAGGAUGCGACAAGCCGAGCGCUGCAGAACUGAUGAAGCGACUCCGCGAGUCUGGAGCGGGGGUCAAGGUGGUCCGAGGAGACGUUAGCAGUGCAGCAGAUGUCAACAAAGCCGUCCAGACAUGUGUCGAGGCGGGUUAUCCAGUUGGUGGCGUAGUGCAGGCUGCUAUGGGUAUCGACCCCAAGUGGAAGGGGACGUGGAACAUCCACCACGCACUACAAGGCCACGAAGAUGCACUUGACUUCUUCCUGCUCACCUCGUCAGUCUCGGGCAGCGUGGGUACGGCAACCGAGUCCAACUAUUGCGCUGCCAACUGUUUCUUGGAUGAAUUCGCUCGCUGGAGGCGCGCACAGGGAAAGCCUGCUGUAUCUGUGGGACUGGGUAUGAUUUCGGAAGUUGGAUAUCUGCACGAGAAUCCGGAUAUUGAGGCCUUGUUACUGAGAAAGGGGAUUGCACCGUUGAACGAACAAGAGUUUCUGCAGGUUAUUGGCUUUGCGCUGGCCGGAAGCGGCCAAGUUCAUAUCCUGACUGGACUUGAGGGAACGAGCGUCCGCAACCUGAUGGCUCAGGGCUUUGAUGUGCAAUCCGGCACCCUGCAAGAUCCUCUUACGGCGUUGCUGUUGGCGUCGCUGCAGGCUGAGCAGGAUCUGAACAAGGAGGAGACAGUAGUGCCAUUAACGCCAAUGUUGGUUCAGCAGCAGCAGCAGCAGCAGCUUGGUUUAUAG
This is a messenger RNA of Aspergillus calidoustus, 1998 nucleotides long. The record is from the annotation of a GenBank genome assembly. NCBI's taxonomy places the organism in Eukaryota, Fungi, Ascomycota, Eurotiomycetes, Eurotiales, Aspergillaceae.